Aspergillus glaucus CBS 516.65 is the source of this 2043-nucleotide messenger RNA. RefSeq names its product dihydroorotate dehydrogenase 2. The record is from RefSeq and is a predicted model, not a curated record. Gene Ontology annotation, biological process: 'de novo' pyrimidine nucleobase biosynthetic process; pyrimidine ribonucleotide biosynthetic process. Gene Ontology annotation, cellular component: mitochondrial inner membrane; cytoplasm. Bases 174 to 1826 code for a protein of 550 amino acids. Lineage: Eukaryota; Fungi; Ascomycota; Eurotiomycetes; Eurotiales; Aspergillaceae. Gene Ontology annotation, molecular function: dihydroorotate dehydrogenase activity. The transcript has 3 exons.
CUCUCCUUCUUGCGACUUAUACGGAGUGCACACAUUUACGUGUGGGAUGCUUGCUGCUCUUCCUUGCUUUGCUUAGACUGUCUGAACUUGUGGAAUAUAUUGCAAUUAUACUCAAUACGCAUUGAUUGUUAGCCAAUGGUUUCUGCUUAAGAUUAGCGCUCGUGUUGUUCAUAAUGGUCGCAAGCUCUGCUACCCUUGCUUUCCGGUCUGCGGGCUUAAGGGCUCGCGCUCUUCCGCUCGCCCAACGAUCUCCGAUUUGUUAUAGUCGCGCUGCCGUACAACUACAAAGCUCGUUGAGAUGCUACUCCUCGGAAACAAAACCCGAGACGGCCAAGAAGGCGAAGGAAGCCGUUAAAGAGACCACUGAGAACGCUAAGGAGGCUAUAAAGGAGAUUAAGGAAGCUCCCAAAGAGGCCCCGGCACCGGCCCCUGCACCGGCUCCCAAGAAGGGAGGUCGCCGGUCUAAGAAAUUAUUCCGUACAUCGUUGGCUUUGGUUCUAUUGGUUGGUUUUGUCUACGGGUCGGACACCAGGGCUAGCAUUCACCGAUUUGCGGUGCCUCCCUUGGUCCGGUUGCUGUACCCUGAUGCGGAAGAGGCGCAUCAUUUUACUGUGGAGACAUUGAAGCAACUCCAUCGAUUUGGUCUUAAUCCCCGGGAGCGUGGAAACCCGGAUGGUGAUGGCGCGUUGGCAACAGAGGUUUUUGGAUACACGCUCUCCAACCCAAUUGGUAUCUCCGGUGGCCUUGACAAGCACGCGGAUAUCCCAGACGCACUUUUCGAUAUCGGACCUGCGAUCGUCGAAGUUGGCGGUACGACUCCGUUGCCGCAAGAAGGAAACCCGCGACCCCGUGUGUUCCGUCUCCCAUCGCAACAUGCAAUCAUCAACCGGUACGGUCUGAAUUCGAAGGGCGCAGACCACAUGGCGGAGGUUUUGCAGGAGCGUUUGCGUGACUUUGCGUAUGCGCACGGCUUCGGUGAACACGAAUUGGCUCAGGAGCGCGUGUUGAACGGCGAGGCGAACGUCCCGCCAGGCAGUUUGGUGCCCGGCAAACUGCUCGCGGUACAGGUGGCCAAGAACAAGGCCACGUCGGACUCGGACAUCGAAGCCAUCAAGCGGGACUACGUGUACUGCGUCGACCGUCUGGCUAAGUACGCCGAUAUCCUGGUGGUAAAUGUGUCGAGUCCCAACACCCCUGGUCUCCGUGAUCUUCAGGCGACGGGGCCUCUGACGGCCAUCUUGAGUGCCGUGGUUGGCGCAGCAAAGGGCGUGGAACGUCAAACCAAGCCGUUCGUGAUGGUCAAGGUCAGCCCGGAUGAGGACGCAGACGAACAAGUGUCUGGCAUCUGCGACGCCGUGUGGGGCUCCGGCGUCGACGGAGUCAUCGUGGGUAACACAACCAACCGGCGCCCGGCGCCGCUACCUAAGGGAAGCACCCUACCAGAGGGCGAACAACCCAUCGUCAAGGAAACAGGCGGCUACUCCGGCCCCCAACUGGCCGACCGCACGGUUGCGCUGGUUGCACGAUACCGCGCGCUCCUUGAUACGCCCAACAUGCCGGAACUAGAGAAGCGCAUGCAAGAGCAAACGGCGACGGCUAAGGAAGCGGAACCAGACCGCGAGAACGUACCGGCGGUGGGAGCCGCAGAGCCCGUGGACAAGUAUGGUCGCAAGACGAUCUUCGCGUCUGGGGGUAUUACGAAUGGAGCACAGGCGCGGGCGGCCUUGGAUGCAGGGGCUUCCGUGGCGAUGAUGUACACGGGGGUCACGUAUGGGGGGAUAGGCACGGUGACCCGUGUGAAGCAGGAGUUGAGACAACAGAAGUGAUUGAUUAAUCAGUGUUGUCAGCUGUUUGUUCUUGUUCACCGCUGCUGCGUCGAGAGCUGUAGCUGUAGUGCUCUCUCGUCCGAAUAAAAGCAGAAACAAAAGGAGAACAAAAAAGAAAUGAAAGAAGAUAAAAUCUUCAAGCUCAUCUGACAUGCAAAUAAAGCUUCAACUAGCCCCAAAUAGGUGAACCCGAGCAGGUGGAUCGAUCUGGACCAUU